Messenger RNA from Eublepharis macularius, 2186 nucleotides. RefSeq names its product CTD nuclear envelope phosphatase 1 regulatory subunit 1 (gene CNEP1R1). Gene Ontology annotation, cellular component: Nem1-Spo7 phosphatase complex; cytoplasm. NCBI's taxonomy places the organism in Eukaryota, Metazoa, Chordata, Lepidosauria, Squamata, Eublepharidae. The record is from RefSeq and is a predicted model, not a curated record. The coding region runs from base 70 to 447 and encodes 125 amino acids. The transcript has 6 exons.
CUAUGGGUUCAGGGCCGGGUGUCUGAAGGUUUGGGGUGGCUGCGAUUUUCCUCUUUUCUUCCUCUCGAAAUGAACUCACUGGAGCAGGCAGAAGAUCUCAAGGCUUUUGAAAGGAGACUUACGGAAUACAUAGCUUGUUUGCAACCCGCUACUGGGCGCUGGAGAAUAAUUCUUAUAGUGGUAUCCGUAUGUACGGCAACUGGUGCUUGGAAUUGGCUAAUAGAUCCAGAAACACAGAAAGUAUCUUUUUUCACAUCGCUGUGGAAUCACCCGUUUUUCACAAUUAGCUGUAUUACCCUAAUAGGGUUAUUUUUUGCUGGAAUACAUAAAAGAGUGGUGGCACCCUCAAUAAUAGCAGCUCGAUGUCGAACGGUUUUGGCGGAGUACAACAUGUCUUGUGAUGACACUGGGAAGCUAAUAUUGAAACCCCGCCUUCACGUCCAAUGACCUUCCAUCUUCCUUUGACUCCAUCAUCACUGAAACGAAAAGCGAGAGACUUUUCAUCACGGUCAUAAGGCCAAACAGGACUAUGUGGCAUUCAGUUGUGUGCACAGUGUCUGACUCCUUGAUGGCGGAAGUGUGCAACAGCUGGAAUAUUUCUUCACCGUCUUUGUCUUUUAUUGUGUCGCCUGUGCUUUGAAUAAUUCCCCUCCAUGCGCGCACACGUACACAGUAUUAAUAUCCCGCUUGGAAGGGUUUCAUCUUCAGCAAAGCUACUGGCAAAGUGGUUCCCCCGCGCAGAACAUGAGAAUCACUCGUUUUUUAUAAACGUACAAAGCACUGUAAAUAGAAAAUGCCAUGGUGGCAAAAGGAAUUCACAUAGAGUGGAUUUGUUCUCAAGAACCAGUAUUUGAAGAGAACUCUAAUUUCACUGUUCAUAUUUGGUUUUACCAGCACACUCCUUCAGUCAUGACAGCUGUCUGUCAGGCCCCCUACCUUCAGUCUACGUAAAAAACCCUCCCAUCUCAAUGGUAAAUUGCUCUUAUUUUUAUGCGUACAUUCAUUUAACUUGUCACAUAAGAUACAGCACUUCAGCUUUCCUGCAUCGAUAUUUUCAGCUAACCCAAUGUGACUAGAUUAUUAUUAUUAUUAUUUUUAAAACCGCUGUAAAUAUGCCUCUUCCUGUGGCAUAUUAGAGCAAUGUAUUGUAUCUGAAAUUUACACUGUGAUAGUUUUGGCCAUGAAACUAGUAUUGCUUUAUUUCAGAUUCAGACAACUUGAUAAAAAGUGCCACAGAUUUUUAAAGACGGAGUGGUUCAGAUUAUUCUUUGGCCUUACCGUGGUCCAGUGGAGGCUCUAGUGCUGCCCAGUUACCUAACUAUGACUAGCUGAUCAGGAAUACACAGUGGGUCUUCUUGCUAGUUUCUCAUUUUGCACUGGUAUUCCCUUUCCUCUUUCUCUUUUGGAGCUUACUGUAAUUUCUGUCACACCCACACUGCAUUUUUGUUAAAACGCAAUUAGCAUCAAACCACAGUUUGAAAUCCUUCUAAGUUUCAGUUUGGGGCCAACUGCAGUUAGUGAAAAUGCGGGUGUAAUGCUAACCGUAGUUCGCUCCGAAACUGGAAAAGAGGAAAAUGCAUGUGUGAACCCAUGGAGUGCUCUGUUGCCUAAGGGCACUUGCAUCUGCACCCAGGCCCUAUGAGGUGGUUUCCUUGUGUGCUUCUCUUCCCAUGUCAGCGUGGAACAUAGUCGUUUGAACAUCCCAUGGUUACAUUUUGGGGGACAGGCUUUAGAAGUCAGGCUUGUCAAGAGAUAGUGGCCAUUGAGAAGCGCAGGAUCCUUCAACAUGCAACUUUUGUGGGCAAAUCACCAAAGAGCGGAUGAAAGAAAUCGCUUUGUACGGCCAACUCAGCAAUUUGAACCAACCUUCUUAAAAGUGUUAAGAGACAUGGCUUGUUACGCACAGUAUAUUUUGACAUGGUUUGCAACUUAAUUUUAAAUCCUCCUCGUGCCUUGUAGACCCCAUUUCAAGCUAUUUUAACGGAGUGUAAAAUUUUAAGAGCAGAUGGCACCCAAAGGCAAGGGAGCGUCACACGGCGAAGCAAGACUGCGCGGCAGUGAACAUGAAACCAAAACCAGCGUUGGUGUCAGUGCUAACUAUUUAGUUGCAGCAAUAAAACACUGCUCUUAAAGUCAUCUACAAACACUCACCUUUUUUUUGCUUUUAAAUGUAAAUUUUUGUAGGA